GCUCAUCUACUGCAGUAUCCUGAAGAAGAAGAUUCCGGUGCAACAGCUAGGCAUCAUCAUGCCUACUGCUGUGAUUAUGGAGGAAAAUUUCGAUAAAUUAUUAGAACAGUGUGAAGCUCAGGAACUCGAGGCUCCAGGGGGCAUAGCAACACCACAAGUCUACGCUCAGUUGCUGGCACUAUAUUUACUUCACAAUGACAUGAAUAACGCCAGGUAUCUAUGGAAGAGGAUUCCCCAAGCAAUAAAAUCGGCAAACCCUGAAUUAGCAGCUAUUUGGGCAGUCGGCCAGCGCAUUUGGCAGCGAGACUUUCCAGGAAUCUACACAGCUAUUGCUGCUUAUCAAUGGACAGAGAAUAUUCUUCCAGUCAUGGAGGCCCUUCAAGAGAGCACACGGCAGAGAGCGUACGGACUAGUGGCCCAGGCCUACACUUCCAUCACAGCUGAAGACUUUGCAGCUUUUGUUGGUUAUUCUGUGGAGGAGGCAGUAAAGGGUGUGGUGAGCCAAGGCUGGCAGGCAGACCCCUCUACCAGGAUGGUGAUGCCCAAAAAGCCCGAUCCUCCCCCGGUCUCACUGGUUCCAAAUGAGCAGCAGUUGGCCAGACUCACUGACUACGUGGCUUUCCUCGAGAACUGAUAACCCACCUCAACCAUUGCCACCCUGUUUCACACACUUGGUACUGAGGGAGAAUUAAUGUUUGGAUAAACUUUUCCCUCCAUUCUACUUCCUGCGAAAUCCCACUCCCCGAUAAAGAUGUACCAAAAAACACAUCAUCUUGCAUGAAUGCUGCAAGCUCUUCUGUAAGACUUACCUAUUCAUAUUCAUUGACUAUGAUAGUUUUCCCUGCUUCAUUUCCUCAAAGGGGUGGUUCAUGUUUUUUUUUUUCUGGUUGUAUGAGGUACUAACAUCAUCAGCACUGACUGCACUGUGUGUAUCCCCUGUUCAUCACUAAAUCUUGCUGUUUCUUGUUGACAGCCUUUUCCAUCUGGAAAAUAAAGUUUGCAAACAGCUCACUGUCCUGCAUCAAAACCCGUAGGAGAAGUCAGUGUUUUUAUCUUACACGGACACCAGACUUGCUGUUUUACUCUUGCCUAAUCUGGUAAAUUUGUGUCAUUUAUGUAAAUCCAAACAAAUUGUUUCAAAUACUGAUAUCACAAAUAACACAUUACAGCUUAUUGAUGGAGGCUUCAUUGGAUCAACAACUCCCAUGACCUUGCAUGCUAAAAAUGCAGAUUUUCUCUUUGGACUUUGACACAUGACAGUUAGCUGUUUACAAAGUGACACAAACUUCAGUUUCCAGUCUGAAAGUGCUGUCUGUGAAACAAAGAAACAAACUCAUUAAAAACCGCAUUAAAAUAGCAUAGGCUUAAGCUGACACAGUUUUUAUUAGAUGAGCCUUUUGUUUAGUGUCUAAAAUCUGGUUUACCUUGUGUCCCUAUUGGCAUCCCCGAGAGCCAGUCUGCUGGAGCAGACACAUUGUAGUCAGCACUGAUUAUGUAUCUCGUACAACUGUCACUUUAAAUGUUAUUAUAUUUCACUUUAUUUUUUGUGGCUUUCGCAGGCCAUCAGAUAUAUACAUUGGGUCUGAGUAUAUAUUAGGAAAGUAAUAUCUAUCACAUCACUUUGUUUAUUUUGUUUUUUCAUUUUUCAUUUGCUAAUCAUGCAAUAGAAAUACACAAACCGGUAUGUACAGCACAUCCAAUGUGUUUAAGCACUUGCAGGUUUCCUUGAAACAAAAAUGCCUUCAGGUAACAGAAGUCUCAGCAUGCAUAUGUCCCUGUGUGGAGUUCAGUCUCCAGACCUCAUUUGAAUUUUGAAGUUUAUGUAUUGACUGGUUAAUAAAUACUUUGCUGUUUCUAAA
This is a messenger RNA of Solea solea (common sole), 1859 nucleotides long. It is a transcript of the gene cops8, whose product is annotated as COP9 signalosome subunit 8. The transcript has 7 exons. Bases 59 to 634 code for a protein of 191 amino acids. NCBI's taxonomy places the organism in Eukaryota, Metazoa, Chordata, Actinopteri, Pleuronectiformes, Soleidae. The record is from RefSeq and is a predicted model, not a curated record. Gene Ontology annotation, cellular component: COP9 signalosome. Gene Ontology annotation, biological process: COP9 signalosome assembly; protein deneddylation.